Plenodomus lingam JN3 is the source of this 339-nucleotide messenger RNA. The record is from RefSeq and is a predicted model, not a curated record. NCBI's taxonomy places the organism in Eukaryota, Fungi, Ascomycota, Dothideomycetes, Pleosporales, Leptosphaeriaceae.
AUGCUAUAUGCACACAUGGGCUUGGACAACUUCAUGAAUCUUGCUCUCGCCAUUUAUCCCACGCUCCAGCGCCACGGCCUCGUCCCCAACCUUACAGUCAAUACCCUCAUUCGCAUAAUCAAUGAGUGGCGGACAGAUGGGGCUGUAGCAAGCACGUCAUCGGCUGCAUCGCGAGUGCCAGUCGAGUUGUGGUUACAAAUCGUAGACUAUCUCGAGCCCUCGGAUACCUCUGCAUUGGUGUUUGCUUUAGGCACCAGUUUCUUCACGUUCCACCAUAAGCUUAGUAGUCAAACACUGAUCAGGCUGUGCAUUUGGAGUCGCAAAUCCAGGGAGAAAUAG